CACAAAGUACACACACACAAAUUAUACAUGGAUCAAGGAGGUCGGAGCGGUGGUGGAGGAGGAGCCGAGCAAGGGAAGUUCCGGGGAGUAAGGAGACGGCCUUGGGGAAAAUAUGCAGCGGAAAUAAGAGAUUCGAGAAAGCAUGGCGAGCGUGUGUGGCUAGGGACGUUUGACACCGCGGAAGACGCGGCUCGAGCCUAUGACCGAGCCGCCUAUUCAAUGAGAGGCAAAGCCGCAAUUCUCAACUUCCCUCAUGAGUACAACAUGGGAAGCGGAUCCUCCUCUAACUCUGCAGCCACUGCGGCAAACCCUUCCUCGUCGAGGCAAGUUUUUGAGUUUGAGUACUUGGACGAUAGUGUUUUGGAGGAACUUCUUGAAUAUGGAGAGAACUACAACAAGAAUAACGUUAACAUGGGUAAGAGGCAAUAAAGGGAAUGCAGUCGUAAUACGUUGAAAGUUACGUGACAGACAUUCCCAUUCAUAACAAAAACAAUCAAUCCCAAUCAUACAAGAAGCUGUAUUAUCACAAAAGUAUUAUUAUUGGCAAAUAAACUGUAAUGUCAAUCGAUUUCUACAACGAAUAAGAUUCUUUA
Messenger RNA from Brassica oleracea var. oleracea, 593 nucleotides. Its product is annotated as ethylene-responsive transcription factor 14. NCBI's taxonomy places the organism in Eukaryota, Viridiplantae, Streptophyta, Magnoliopsida, Brassicales, Brassicaceae. Gene Ontology annotation, molecular function: DNA binding; DNA-binding transcription factor activity. The record is from RefSeq and is a predicted model, not a curated record. Gene Ontology annotation, biological process: regulation of DNA-templated transcription; ethylene-activated signaling pathway. Bases 28 to 429 code for a protein of 133 amino acids. The transcript has a single exon.